AUGCUUGGCUCGAGGAACUUACUGGACUCGGCUAGCAAGCGGUCAGCCACAAGCAAAGCAGAGACGGCUGUGAUCAAGCUGGCUGGAAGGUGCGAAGAGGAGUCGAAGGGUCUAAUCGAGCUUCUGGCUAAGCUUAAAGUCCCUGCGAGACCAGAUGGGUCCAAGCCGAAGCUUAAGGCCGUACAAGUGGUGCUCAAAACCAUGCUGAAGAAUGGUGAGCUGGAAUCUCGGCAACGAAAGCUUAAAAGUUUGGAACGGCAGUUGUGUGUGGUCCGUGAAUCGCAAGAUCAAGAGUUCGCUUCUCUGAAGAUUAUACUUGAUCAGCAUGGCAAAGAUGUGGUGACAAGAGUACUUGAUAUGAAAGAUGAAGUACAGAAGAGCCUUGAGAAACUGCAAGCGACAGUGGAUGCUGGCUUCGCAAAUAUUGAAAGGCAUCGAGUGAGUGUCGAGGAGAAGAUCAAGAUCGACUGUAUCAUCGACAGCUUGAAAUACACGGAUAUGGGCCUGCGAAAGACUAUGAUCACCGAUGCGGCCGAUGAUCAGUAUCAAUGGGCUUUUGGGGGAUUCGAACAGCCUCCUGAGGAUGACAGACAUACUUACCGCCCACCAGAUGCUUCCAAUUCCGGUUCCGACAGUGUACAAUCAUCGUUCGCUAACACCUCCACCACACCUGGUAGCGACGCGGCUUCAGAGGACAAUCAGAGUGACGUAGGUGGAGACAGCACUGACGAGGACCUGAACAAUCUCGAGGACUGGCUCAAAUCUGACAGCAGCCUAUUCUGGAUAUGCGGCUUGCCAGCCAGCGGAAAGUCAACCGUCAUGAAGUUUCUUCAGCGAAACGACUCUGUGAUGGCAGCUCUUGAACAAAGUGCGCCUGAACGGCAAGUUUUUGUUCUUAAACACUAUUUCUGGGUUGCUGGGUCACCUUACCAGCGUUCAUGCCUGGCCAUGCUUCAGAACCUAUGUUACCAGCUAUUGCAUCAACGACGAGCCGUAGCGAUUUCUGCUUGCGAGGAGCGCUUUGCUCGCCCACAGAGCAAACGUGAUUGGACAGUAUCAGAAUUGUGGGCUAUGAUAUCCAGCAUCGCUCAAGUAUUCGACGUCAAACUAUUCUUGGUUAUCGAUGGACUGGACGAGUGCGCGGAGAAAGAGCACGGCCUCUUGCUCAAGACCCUCGCAACAUUUUACGCCCUACCGAACGUCAAGCUAGUGGUGUCUAGCAGACCGUGGACUGUAUUCCAGUAA
Messenger RNA from Recurvomyces mirabilis, 1245 nucleotides. RefSeq lists its product as uncharacterized. The transcript has 2 exons. Lineage: Eukaryota; Fungi; Ascomycota; Dothideomycetes; Mycosphaerellales; Teratosphaeriaceae. The coding region runs from base 1 to 1245 and encodes 414 amino acids. The record is from RefSeq and is a predicted model, not a curated record.